Molecule: messenger RNA, 851 nt
Organism: Gordionus sp. m RMFG-2023
Lineage: Eukaryota; Metazoa; Nematomorpha; Gordioida; Chordodea; Parachordodidae
Product: protein D2-like
Exons: 8
Coding region: 186-752 (188 amino acids)
Source: RefSeq, a predicted model, not a curated record
AUUGAAACGCUAUGUUUUUUUUUAGAAUUUAGAAUUUUAUAAUUGAUAAACGUGAAAUAUACUCAUUCAGGCGUCUGGGAAGCGAGAAGAGGCGUCUCCUUAACUAAAAAAUGAAAAUUAUUUACGAAGUAUAUUUGAAGAAAUAUAAAUGGUUUUGUUGAAUGGUAAAGUAACCCAAUAAAAUAAUGGUUAUAAUCAAAUUUUCUUUCAUCUUUUUCUGCGUUUGUUUGGGAACGGUGGGAUGUUCUUUGUCCGGAUUCGACGAUAUAAUAAGAUGCCAUAGUUGCUGUUCGCAAAAUGUGCAGGUUAUGUACGAUAGAGGUGAAAUCAGUGUGAACAACGGGACAGUAUUGAAAACUUCGCAAGUAAAGGAUCAACCAAGCCUUAAAUGGAAAUACGCGGAAGAUAGUUUAUAUACUUUGAUAAAAAUAGAUCCAGAUGCCCCCAGUAAAGCCGAUCCUACAAGCAGGGAAUGGCGUCACUGGCUCGUAGUUAAUAUUCCAAGGGAUGAUGUGAACGAGGGAAACAUUGUCAGCAGCUAUAAGGGAGCCGGUCCGCCUAAAGGCACAGGUUUCCAUCGAUAUAUAUUUUUGGUUUACAAGCAAAACGGUAGAUUGGACUCCAGUGCUAUUUCCACUCAGCUAGGUGAAGUUCGGGCUAAAUUUGAUGCUAGUCAAUUCGCCAAUGAAAAUUCUUUGGGAGACCCGAUAUUUUGUAAUUAUUAUACCGCGCAAUUCGAGACAAAUAAUUAAAUGUUAAAUUUUUUUUUACAAAUUAUUUCAUAUAAUUUCUUUAUCACGUCGUCUCCGUAUUUAUUUGUUCAUUACACUCUUGUUAGUUCAUAGUUUACC